AUGAUUCACUGGCGACGGAAGAGGCCUUGUUUUCUGGACACAGCAACGCCUUUCGCAGAUAAUGAACCGAUGACCGUGGCAUGGAACACCAACAUUCCAGUCUGUUUUAACUGUGAAAUUCCUUGUUCAAAUUGCAUGGAGGAAUUAAACGAGGAUAUGCCGAUGGAAAUGUCCACAGCAAGGGCAUUGAUGUCCUAUGAAGAAAUUCACCAACCAGCGGCUCAUCAUCCUGAUGAUGGUCACCCUUCUAGUGAAGAAGACAUUUCCGACAACGAACUGGAACUCAGAGUCAGAGAAACACCGCAGUUACAAAUGCGUUUAAGAUCAAGAAAAAAAGUGAAUUAA
Molecule: messenger RNA, 345 nt
Organism: Porites evermanni
Lineage: Eukaryota; Metazoa; Cnidaria; Anthozoa; Scleractinia; Poritidae
Source: the annotation of a GenBank genome assembly